AUGUCAGUCGAGUUGUUGGAUGUCAGGGAACAGAUCCCCGACCAUUUAAAAGAGGUAAUAGUCGAUAAAGUACUACCAGUUUUUUAAUUCUUAGAAAUACUAGUUAGAAAGUCAGUGUUAAUCCUUUUAUGUAACCUUGUUCGACAAUUUGUUUGAUAUAAGUUUGAGUUAAAUAAGUUACAGUAUGAAGAAGCAGUAUCCAAAGGGGUGAGUGGCUUCCACGAAAUGUUCUCGCUCUUUCAAGAUCCUGGAUUCGAAGCUCGUACAGGUUGGAAAAAAGAAGCCGAGAACCACUGUGGAAGUGUUUAUUCACGACAAAUCAAACAUGGAAAAGUGUUCUGUGCCAAGGUACUGUAAUAUCUCUUAUUCUCAAAUUUUUUACCUAAAUUCUAGUUUGUGGUAGAUGUUGAUUUGGAAACUCUAAUGCACGACAACUGGAAGCAGCCCGAGAAAAUGCCCGAAUGGAACACACACGUUGAAUUCUGUAAUGUCCUGGUUCAUAUUACAGAGAACAUCAACAUAGUACAUGUGAGGACCAAUAAACAUUUUUUUAACUCUCAAACAUUUCUAAAAGUAAUCAAAAGUUGACGAAAUAGAGACUUGACGUUACAGUACGGAAACGGUCCAGUCCUGAUGGUGUCUGGCCGAGACUUUGUGUCGAUGAGAAUCAAGAGGGAAGUCGAUGGAGUUGUCUACACAAGUGGAAAGUCUGUCGACGCCCCAGGAGUUCCAAAACCAGGAGACAGAGUUCGCGCCCAUAUUAAUCUUGGUGGAGGAAAAUUUAGAAAACAUCCAGAAGAUGACGAAAAGACCAUCGUCGAGAUCAUGCAUUGUAUCGACUUCAGAGGAAUGGUCCCCAAGAGUGUAAUCUACUCCGUAAGUAUAAUAUAGUAUCUAUGGAUACAAAAUUUAUAAAAACUUUGAUAUUCAACUAUUACUUUUUACGUUCACUAUUUUUAGGUAAUGGGAAAGAUGAUGCUGAAAGACAUUGAGGAACAUCAGAUUCAUGCUAAAGAUUUGAAAUCCAAGAAGAAUUCCAACUAA
Messenger RNA from Bursaphelenchus okinawaensis, 1044 nucleotides. The record is from the annotation of a GenBank genome assembly. Lineage: Eukaryota; Metazoa; Nematoda; Chromadorea; Rhabditida; Aphelenchoididae.